Messenger RNA from Plasmodium adleri (nom. inval.), 1413 nucleotides. RefSeq names its product adenylosuccinate lyase. Gene Ontology annotation, biological process: IMP biosynthetic process. The transcript has a single exon. Lineage: Eukaryota; Apicomplexa; Aconoidasida; Haemosporida; Plasmodiidae. The record is from RefSeq and is a predicted model, not a curated record. The coding region runs from base 1 to 1413 and encodes 470 amino acids. Gene Ontology annotation, molecular function: N6-(1,2-dicarboxyethyl)AMP AMP-lyase (fumarate-forming) activity.
AUGGAUGUACAUGUGAAUCAACUGAAAAACAUCUCACCCAUCGACGGUAGAUACAAGAAAUCGUGCGAAGAAAUUAGGGAAUAUUUUUCAGAAUACGCUUUGAUAAAAUAUAGAAUAAUUGUUGAGAUAAAAUGGUUAAUAUUUUUGAAUGAGAAAGAAUAUUUCUUUUCAAAGGUUAGUGAUAAUAAUUUGAGUUGUAUAAAAUCUAUAAUGGAAUUAAUAAAUGAUGAUGAUAUAUUGCGUGUAAAAAAGAUAGAAGAAGAAACCAAUCAUGAUGUGAAAGCUGUUGAAUAUUUUAUAAGAGAGAAAUUAGAAAGUUUAAAAAAUGAAGAAAUAACAAAAGUAAUACCAUAUGUACAUUAUUUAUGUACUAGUGAAGAUAUAAAUAAUAUAGCUUAUGGUUUAUGUUUAUAUAAUUGUUUACAUAAUAUUAUAAUACCAAAUAUACAAAAUAUUAUAGACAAAUUAAAAGAAUUUUCUUUUAAUUAUUCUGAUAUCCCUUUAUUAUCAAAAACACAUGGACAACCUGCAUCAGCAACUACAUUUGGAAAGGAAAUGUCUAACUAUUAUUAUCGUUUAUAUAAACAUAUAAAUAAAUUAAAAAAUAUUGAAAUAUUUGUUAAAUUUAAUGGAGCUGUAGGGAAUUUUAAUGCACAUAAAGUUUGUGAUCCUAAUAUUGAUUGGAUUCAUAAUAUUACAUAUUUUAUAGAAACAUAUUUUAAUUUACAUUUUUCAUUAUAUUGCACACAAAUACAAGAUCAUGAUUAUAUAUGUGAAAUAUCAGAUACAUUGGCUCGUUUAAAUUAUACUUUAAUUGAUUUAUCUGUUGAUAUGUGGUUAUAUAUUUCAUCUAAUAUUCUAAAACUUAAAAUUGUAAAAAAAGAAAUUGGAAGUAGUACUAUGCCACAUAAAGUUAAUCCUAUAGAUUUUGAAAAUGCUGAAGGAAAUUUACAUCUAGCUAAUUCAUUAUUCAAAUUAUUUAGUUCGAAAUUACCUAUUAGUAGAUUACAAAGAGAUUUAUCUGAUUCAACUGUUCUUAGAAAUCUAGGUUCAUCCUUUGCUUAUUCUUUAAUAUCAUAUAAAUCUUUAUUAAAAGGAUUAAACAAAAUUGAUGUAGAUCAAAAUGUUAUCAAUGAACAAUUAAAUCAAAACUGGUGCACAUUAGCAGAACCGAUACAAAUUAUUAUGAAAAAAUAUAAUAUUCCUGAUUCUUAUGAACAACUCAAAAACUUUACACGAGGUCAAUCUAUAGACAAACAAUGCAUCCAUCAAUUCAUACAACAAAAUUGUUCUCAACUACCAAAAAAGGCAAUCGAAGAAUUGAUGAAUCUAACACCUCACAAUUAUGUUGGAUAUGCAAGUUAUUUGUCAAAAAAUGUGGAACACUUGACCAAACAUAAAAAAGAAAAUUAA